AUGAAGGUAUUUAAUUUCGCAUUGAUAGGUCUAUUAGCGGGCAAUUUAGUGGCUGCAACUGAUGGAUUAUCGACAUGGAAAGAGAAAGACGUUAAACACUUUUUAAAGGAUCGUCAAAUAGAUUUCAGCGAGAAAGAGUCGUUCCAAGAGUUAAGCAGGAAGGCGGAAGAGGAAUUUGAAAAUUUGAAAAACAUCCACCGGGAUACUAUUAAGGACGAUUCGCAGCAACAUAUAUUAGCAACUAAUCCGAAGGAUGAAUUGACCAAUAUUUUCCCAGCACAUAUCAAUUGGAAUUACUUGUUUGAGUCCAAUGCUGAACAUGCCAGACUGGUAAAGAAUUGGAUUUUCGAAUCGUGGUCGACCGAAGGCCUUAAGGACUUCUUGACCAAUAAUAAGAUCAAGUUUGACAAGAAUUAUAGCAAGCAAGAUUUAAUUGAUUUGGCGCAGAAGGAAUACGACAAUAUUGCAGAGGGACACGAUGUUUCAGGAUACUACCCUGGCGACUGGAUUUAUCAGGGAUGGAGCGUUGAUCGCUUAAAACAAUGGUUACGAGACCACGAAUUAGAAUUCGACUCCAAGGGCGACAGAGAGAGCUUAUUGAGCAAGGUUAAGCACAAUAAUUAUAUUGCAUCGUUAUCGAAUAUUGACAACAAGGAUUCCUUGUUGGAGUCGCUUGAUUUAGCGCAAGCAAAUAUUUUUGAUAAGGCAGGUGAAAUUAAAGACGAGUUUUUUGAUACAUGGUCAUACGGCCAAUUGAGGGAAUGGUUAUACUACCACGGCUUCAUUAACACCAAGCCCGAUGUUUAUGUUGAUGAAUUGGAUGUGGACAAAUUGAAGAAGAUUGCCAAGUCUCAUCAGAAUUAUUUAGUCUCCGACAUCAAGAGAUGGAGUGAGAAGGCCAAAAAGACAGCUGACCCAUAUCUUUCAAAAGGAGCUGACAAAAAGAAGACCUUUGAUAAUGUCAUCAAUGACACAUUUUUAAUUGGGGUCGAGAAAUGGUCAAAGGAUCGCUUGAAGGAGUUCUUAAGAUCCAGAGACGUUAAAUUUUCACAAUUUGCAUCCAAACAUCAAUUGGUCGAUUUAGUGAAGAGAAGUAAGAAUGUCAAGUUAGCCUAUAAACAAAAUUCCAACCCAGCAUCAUGGUUAGUUGAGAAUUGGUCCACCGAUAGAAUUAGGGAGUGGUUAGAAAACAAGGGCGAGAAUGUUAAGGGUACUAGAGAAGAUUUGAUUGAUGGCAUUAGUAACUAUGUCCUGCAACAUUCAUUAGCUCCUAGUGAUACGUUUGAUUUCCUGGCAAAUUUGUAUAAGCCAGAUUUAGAUGAUUAUAAGAAAUCAUUUAAGGAAUCUUUCGAUAAGAUCAAUGAGAACGUUAAAGAAAGUGGAGGAAAAGCUAAGGAAGCUCUUGAUUCUUCGGUUGCUGACAAAACUAUGCUAGCCGCCUAUUAUAUUGGUGCCGAAUACUAUAAGCAGGCUGCAAAAACCCUCGGUGAGAAGUACUCCGAAUCCAAGUUUUCGUUAGAUGAUGCCUUAUCUCAGGCUAAGGAUGCAUCAUAUGAAUAUGCCAACCGAUUUGUUGAUGAUGCUUCUAGUAAGUACGCUGACAAUAAACCAGUUGUAGAAGAACAGGUGAAAAACGCAGGAAUCGCUGCUUCCGAAUUUGCAAAUUCUUUAAGUAAUUCUUUAACUGAACAGCUCAAAUCAGGCAAAGCUAAAUUAACUGAGGUUACCAAUGAUCCUCAAGAAUAUUUGAAGAGCGUUAAUGAAUUUGUCGAGCAAAGCAUCAAGGAAAAGAAACCAAUAGCUGAACAGGCUGCCAAAGACGCCUACAGAGUUGCACAAGACUACCUUGCGUCUGCGAAUGAUGCCAUAGUAAAGAACUACGGUGAGUACAAGCCAGCAGCUGAGGAUGCUAUGAAUACCAUUUACGGAUCAGCCAAGGAUUACGCCGAUUCUGCUAACGAAGCCCUCGAAAAGGGCUACGACCAGUACAGACCAAAGGCCGUCGAGGCUGCGGAGAAAGCAAAGGAAUAUGCUGAUGCCAUAAACGAGGCAGUGGGCAAGAACUUUGAUGAAUACGAAGGAAAACUUCAAGACGCAUAUCAAGCUGCAUCUGACGCCGCUAGUGCCGCCUAUGCGGAAUACAAGCCUAUAGUCGACAACACCGCUAAGGGUGCUUACGACACCGCAAAGCAAUACGCCGGCAGUGCAAACGAAGCCAUCCAGAGUACCUACGCCGAAACUAUGCCAAAGGUUGAAAAUGCGGCCAAAAGCGGCUGGGAAUACCUUUUAGUCUCCUACUCCAACGCGGACUUGAGAUCUUACUUACAAUCCUUUGGCUACAAUUUCAACCUUUUAUCUAGCUUAACUCGUCAACAGCUUGUCAAACUAGCUAAUGAACAAUCUGACAUCUUUUUUGGUUCCGACACAAAGUGGGAUAAAUCCAUAGUCGAUGUGUUGAAAGACACCUCGAACGGUUUCCAAGAAAUGAUAGGCUUAAAGCCAAAGGAAGAAGAGUCCAUAUGGUCAAAAGUAAAGAACUCUCUUUUCUAG
Molecule: messenger RNA, 2550 nt
Organism: Debaryomyces tyrocola
Lineage: Eukaryota; Fungi; Ascomycota; Pichiomycetes; Serinales; Debaryomycetaceae
Source: the annotation of a GenBank genome assembly